UUUUCCCGCAUUGCCCAAAUCCGCGUUUUUCCGCCCCAAAAUGGCAGCCUGUCGUUCAGCGCCGACUCGUCGUUCCUGUGCGCGGCCAGCGACAAAAGCACGCUGCACGUCUUCGCCCUGCGCGACACCCGCCUCAACCGCCGCUCCGCGCUGGCGCGGGUGGGCGGCGUGGGUCCCGUGCUGCGGCCCUACGCCGAGUCGCAGUGGUCGCUGUGCAGCUUCGCGCUGCCCGAGGGGCCGGCACAGUGCGCCUUCGGCACCGCG
This is a messenger RNA of Phasianus colchicus (ring-necked pheasant), 264 nucleotides long. The record is from RefSeq and is a predicted model, not a curated record. Lineage: Eukaryota; Metazoa; Chordata; Aves; Galliformes; Phasianidae.